Messenger RNA from Cuscuta campestris, 692 nucleotides. Lineage: Eukaryota; Viridiplantae; Streptophyta; Magnoliopsida; Solanales; Convolvulaceae. The record is from the annotation of a GenBank genome assembly.
AUUCAAACAAUAUUCUUUUAAUAUCUCUAUCUCUUCCUCCUGAAUUCAUGGGGGAGCACAUAACAGUUAUGAUACGGGUUUCAAAUGAUCAUCUAAUCAUAAAAGGAGUGGACGAAGCCAGCCAUAAAUACUUUGAGAAAUCUAUUCAAGUAUCCACAAAUUUUAAUAUUGGCAAAACUAAGGCAAGCUUUUUACUAGGCCUCCUUAGUGUAGUCAUCCAAAAACUACCACCAACAUCAACAACACAAGUCGAAAAGACUGACCCAACCAACGAAACGCGACCAUCACCCUCAUCAACAAGAGGAGACUACGAAAAAAAGAACAAUCCCAUUGAAGCCGGUGGUUCAAUAAUUGAUGAGAAGAAUGAAGACGCAACAGUAUUGCGGAUGAUGGGAGAUAAUAAGGCUAGAACUUGUAGCGAAAGUGACACAGAAACUGAAAAACAGAUUAAGAUGAGAAGGGAGACGACGAUGGGGAUCACUAUCAUCAUCGUUGCAGCUAUUGUGGCAUUAUCCUCAUUGAUCUUUAGUCAUCUCUAUUCACAAGUUGACAUGUGAUUAUGAACGCAUAAAUUGAGUACAUAUGUAUGUAUAUUUAAUCUAUAGAAUGUGUGAACACUAAUAUAUUGAUAUCUAAGACAAAAGAAUAGGGAAUAAUGCACAUUCUUAUUCCAAUAAUUGCUCUGUCCAUUU